UAUGUUGAGAGCGAUAUCCUCCUGUGGAGACCAAACAUCAGCAGCCCUGAGGUGUCCCACCGCUUUCUGCUGAAAGAUACACUUCAAACCAGACUUGAGGGAACUUUUUUCACAGCUUGGGGGUUUUAUUUUAUUUUUAUUUUUUUUAAAAAAAGGACAUUUUGGGACAUAAUGGCAUUACGGCAACAUUCAGAAAAGGAACCGAGCAUUGAGUUAUUUGUCAAGGCCGGCCAUGACGGCGAGAACGUGGGCAACUGUCCCUUCUGCCAGAGGCUCUUCAUGGUGCUGUGGCUGAAAGGAGUCAAGUUCACCGUGACCACUGUUGACAUGAGGAAGAAGCCUGCAGAGCUGAAGGACCUGGCCCCCGGCACCAACCCUCCUUUCCUGCUCUACAAUGGCACCCUCAAAACAGACUUCAUCAAAAUCGAGGAGUUUCUCGAGCAAACGCUAGCCCCUCCCCGGUAUCCUCACCUCAGCCCGCUCAACAAAGAAUCCUUUGACGUGGGCGCUGACAUUUUCGCAAAGUUCUCAGCUUUCAUCAAGAAUACACCAAAUAACGCAUUUCAGGAGAAAAACCUGCUGAGGGAGUUUAAGCGUCUGGACAAUUACCUGAACGCUCCUCUUCCCGAGGAGAUCAACCAUGACUCACGAGAAGGCAUCACCAUCUCCAAGAGGAAGUUCCUGGAUGGUGACCGCCUCACUUUAGCUGACUGCAACCUGCUGCCCAAACUGCAUGUCAUCAGGGUCGCUUCUAAGAAAUACUGCGACUUUGAUAUCCCGGCCCAGUUGACGGGCGUGUGGAGAUACCUGCACAAUGCUUACGAGCGAGAAGAGUUCAAACAGACUUGUCCAGCUGACAUCGAGAUCGAGAAGGCUUACUUUAGUGUGGCCAAUAACAGAAAAUAAACGUUCAUUAUUCGCCCUUACUGAGCGUUACUAUGGUCUGUAGAGGGUGCUACCUGGUGCCAAAGAAUACUCCAGCAGUCUUUAGGCUGUGUUCACACUUGUGGUUCAGUACUCUGGUCCGGACCAAAAAUAGAAAAAAGAUACUUGGUGCACACUUUGGUGCGGUUUCCUUAGCAUUUAUGCUGGUAUUUUUGUCAUGGGACCAAAGGCUGCACAGGAAAGAUUCUAUGCAUAAAGCAAGGACUUGACAUUUUACUCAAAUAUCCCAACCCAAAAUGCAGUCUGCUGGUUUGAAUACAUAACUAUUUCUUGUUUCUUAGAUUUGACCAAAAACUUGUAAAUAUACCUUUUAAAGAGCACCAUUGUCAGAGAGAGCGUGAGAGAACAGCAGAGAGAGAGCACUUCCAACACAUUUUAUCUUGCGUAUUUGUCACUUCUGCAUGCUUUUUGCUGUCAUUUUAACGCCGGUCCGUGUAGCGUUCACAUUUCAGCUCAAGUCAACCGAACUGCAUCAGAGUUGCAAACAUGGCAAGUGUGAACGCACCCUAAAGUACUCAAAACUCAGAAUAUGUUUGAUUAAAGAGGCCAAGUGUGCAAUUGACUGUUAUUUAAUUUAGCAGAUUUGUGUUUAUAGUGUACAUACAUGCAGUAUAUUUUCAACACGUCAUUGUUAGCCACCAGCAGCAAAACUGUUUAUCUCUACAGAGAAAUUCGUCUACCACUACUGCUCUUCUGUAUCUGACAAGCACAGUCGAAAAUGAUAAUGAUGUCACUUUUACACGAAUAAAAGACUCAAAAGGUGUAAGGCUGUUGUGUGAAAUAGUAAUGGCUGAAUAACAAAUAACACUCACAUUUCUGAUACUUGACUUUAUUAAGACACACAAAAGACAAUUGUACAAGUUUUAAAAAAUAGAUGUUCUAUCGAGCGUCAUUCAAAGUGUUGGGUGGGUGUUUCCUCGGCAUCUAAUUGGUCACACAGUAUUUCCAGAAACAAGCUGUUAGGGGAAAAAAACA
Dunckerocampus dactyliophorus (ringed pipefish) is the source of this 1920-nucleotide messenger RNA. RefSeq names its product chloride intracellular channel 2 (gene clic2). Gene Ontology annotation, biological process: chloride transmembrane transport; negative regulation of ryanodine-sensitive calcium-release channel activity. The coding region runs from base 172 to 906 and encodes 244 amino acids. Gene Ontology annotation, molecular function: chloride channel activity. The transcript has 6 exons. The record is from RefSeq and is a predicted model, not a curated record. Lineage: Eukaryota; Metazoa; Chordata; Actinopteri; Syngnathiformes; Syngnathidae.